Micromonas pusilla CCMP1545 is the source of this 1482-nucleotide messenger RNA. RefSeq lists its product as uncharacterized. Gene Ontology annotation, cellular component: P-body. The record is from RefSeq and is a predicted model, not a curated record. The transcript is spliced from 3 exons. Gene Ontology annotation, biological process: mRNA catabolic process. Gene Ontology annotation, molecular function: RNA binding; 3'-5'-RNA exonuclease activity. The annotation marks the transcript as partial. NCBI's taxonomy places the organism in Eukaryota, Viridiplantae, Chlorophyta, Mamiellophyceae, Mamiellales, Mamiellaceae.
CUCGUCAGCGCGAAAAUCACGCGAUGGAGCGCCGGCGCGGUGUACCCGCACGCGGCGCUCAUCGAGAUCCUCGGCGAAGCGAACGCUCUCGAGACGGUGACGGCCGCGCUGAUCGCGGAGCACGCGAUCCUCGGCCCGGAUGACUUCAGCGCGGAUGCAAUCGCGUGUCUCCCCGAGGUUCCCGACCGCGCGAGCGGCGAGCGAUGGGAGGUGCCGAGCGAGGAGCGAGCGACGCGGAGGGAUUUCACGAAGGUCCGCGUGGCGUCCAUCGACCCGCCGACCGCGCGCGAUUUAGACGACGCGCUCCACGCGACGAUGCGCGACGACGGCGUCCUCGUCGUCGGCGUGCACAUCGCGGACGUGUCGCACUUCGUGACGCCGAACAGCGCGCUGGAUAAAGAAGCCGGGCGGAGGGCGACGUCGACGUAUUUCGUUCAAAAGGUGAUGCCGAUGCUGCCGCGUCUGCUGUGCGACGAUCUGUGUUCGCUCAACCCCGGGGUCGAGAGGCUCACGUUCAGCGUGGAGUGGGAGAUGACCCCGGACGGGGUGGUGCUCUCCGAGUGGUUCGGUCGCGGGGUGAUACGGUCGUGCGCGAAGCUCGAUUACGGCACCGCGCAGAGCGUCGCCGCCGCGGACGCGAACGACCCGGGGGCGUGGGACCCGCGCGCGGUCGCGGAGACGAUCGGUCUCCUGAGCCGCGCGGCGCGAGGGAUGCGCGCGCGGCGAUUCCAAAACGGCGCGCUGCGGCUCGACCAAUCGAAACUCAGCUUCGAGCUGGACGCCGCCGGGCAGCCGUCCUCCGCGGCGGCGUACGUCACCCGCGAGGCGAACCAGCUCGUGGAGGAGUUCAUGCUCCUCGCGAACACGACGGUCGCGACGUUCAUCGCGUCCGCGUAUCCGGACCGCGCGUUGCUUCGAUGCCACCCGGAGCCGGACGAGCGAAAGGUGAAGCAGCUCGAGACGUUCGCCGCCGAGCGCGGGCUGCGCGUCGACGCGUCCAGCAGCGGCGCGCUGCACCGAUCGCUGACCGCGCUGCGGGCGUCCAACCCGGACGGGUACGAGGUCGCGAAGCUCCUCGCGACGCUUCCGAUGCAGCUCGCGCGGUAUUUCUGCACCGGGAAGCAAGACGAGGAGACCUGGGGGCAUUACGCGUUGGCGUUCGAGCGGUACACGCACUUCACGUCGCCGAUUCGGCGGUACCCGGACGUCGUCGUGCACAGGAUCGUCGCCGCGGCGUUAGACGCGGGGUUCAAGGGCAGAAGAGCGAAUCGCUCUGAUGACGGCGACGGCCGAUGCAACGAGCGGAAGCUCGCCGCCAAGGCGGCGCAAGAGGGGUCCAUUCACGCGUAUCUGUGCGCGUUUUUGAGGACGACGCCGAAGGUGGUGAGCGGCAUCGUGCGCGCGGUCGGGAAGAAGUACCUCCUAGCGUACGUGCCGACGUACGGCAUGGAGGUGAGGGUUCGAUUGGAGGGGUUGAGGCGG